AAUUUUCAAUCCAUAUACAUACAUAUGGUAAAAUUAUGGAAUACAUGUAGCUACUUAUAAACAAAACCUACUACAAAGACUCAACAGUGAAUUUCGUGUCACCGGGUCAGUUUUAUUCUAAAAUUUUCAAGCGUUCUCGUAUAUAUUCAAUAUCAACAGCUCCACAUUAAACUUGUUAUGUGUAGCAUUUUAACUGUAUUUAUAUUGAGCUAUUGACAUGAAUCCACGUAUCAGAAGCGAGGCGCUUAAACGUCAAGUUCAUUAGUGCCUAGUGGUCAGCCUCGGUAGUUAGUUGUUAUUAUACUAGUGUUAGUUUAAGUUUUUAGGUUAAGUUGAAGAUAAUUCACGGUUAUCUCAUACUUUAUCAUUUAAAGUAGUUUAGUUUCGAUUGUGAUCAUGUAUGUGCAAUUAUAAGAAUUACGGGUAAUACUUUUUAUAUUUAAUAAUAAAGUAUUAAGCGUAUCUCGUUUUAGAAUCGUGAAAAUAAUGCAGUACUAGAACACUUGUCUGCAUUUAAAAAACCAUAGCGAAUCGUAAGCUAUUGUAAUCUCCAGGCUGAUAAGAGUAAUAACAAUUUAACGAACCGCAAAAUUGUAGUUACAAUCGAGCAGCCGCGGUACACAGCAACGAGUGAUUAUUAUUUGUUUACUAACACUGCUGUAUAAAAUGAGCGGAAAUAAUGACGAGGUGCCGAUAAUAAAUAUCCCGUCGGGAGAACGCAUUGAAAAGUUAAGUGAACAGUUUUAUAAUGAAUUUGGAAGUCAACCAGAUUUUUUAGCACGAGUUCCUGGCAGAGUUAAUUUAAUUGGCGAACAUAUUGAUUAUUGCGGUUAUCCAGUGUUGCCUAUGGCUUUAGAACAAGAUAUAAUAGUGGCAGCGGGUUGUAUAAAAGAACAUAAAAUAUAUCUACGUAAUACGAACUGUAAAUAUGAUAAUAUUGAUUUCGAAAUAAAACCACACAGUGAAAUGGUAAUAGAAGGUUUGGGCUCGGAUGGAAAACCGUUUUGGUAUAAUUACGUAUUUUGUGGAAUAAAAGGAGCUCUGGAGCAUUUGGAUAAUAAAGUUAUUAAUGGUCUCAAACUCUUUAUAGACGGAAACAUUCCGCCAGCCUCUGGCUUAUCAAGUUCUUCAGCUUUAGUAAGUGCUGCGUGUUUAGCAUUUUUAUAUGCUCAAAAAGCUGUAUUAAAUAAAACUGAAAUUGCUUCACUUUGUGCCAAAUGUGAAAGGUACAUCGGAACGCAGGGAGGUGGUAUGGAUCAGGCGAUAGCAUUCUUGGCAGAAAAGUAUUGCGCUCAAUAUAUAACUUGGAACCCAUUAAAGGCUACAAAAGUGAUGUUACCUGAAGAUGCUUCUUUCGUUGUAGCCCAUAGUUUAGCUGAAGUAAACAAAGCAGCUUCUAAUGACUACAAUAAAAGGGUUAUAGAAUGUAGGCUAGCUGCUAAAAUUUUAACUCUAGAUUCGCAUACGAAAAUCGAUCAUAAUAUAGUCACUUUAAGUCAAGUACAGAAAUUGUUAAACAAAAGCUUAGAAGACAUGGUAAUCCUUGUGCACAAUCGAUUACCAAAAGAAAUUUAUGUAAAAAAUGAAUUAUGUGAAAUGUUAAAUAUUACUGAGGAUGAAAUGAAUAAAUUUUAUUUAACUCCAAAUACGAUACAUUUAAAAGAGUUUAAACUAAAGCAAAGAGCUUUGCAUGUAUAUGGAGAGGCUAUAAGAGUUGAAGCCUUUCGAGGGAUUUGCUCGCAAUCUUCUUUGAACGGAAAAAGCAAUGGUUCUACUAAUGGCGCGAAUACAUUUUUAAUAGACGGUGACAAAAACGAUGUUUUAAGUAAUCUAGGGAAGUUAAUGUCGAAAAGCCACGGGAGCUUAAAAAAAUUAUAUGAAUGCUCUCAUGAAAAUUUAGAUCUCUUGGUAGAUAUAUCUGAAAAGUUAAAUGUCCAUUCAAGAUUGACAGGUGCUGGAUGGGGUGGUUGUAUUGUAGCUCUAUGCUCAAAAGAGAAAGUGAAAGAAUAUAUUGAAAAAUUAGAAGAUGAAUUUUACGUUAAGCACUGUAAAAUUGAAAAAGCUAAAGCAAAGUCAUUUGUAUUUGCCACUAGUCCUAAUUACGGGGCCGUAAUUUACACAAAAAUAUAAUGUUUUUUAAGCACAUUCUUGUUUAUUCGGAAUAUACUAUUUUUUAUUGUUUAUUUUUUUAUAGAUUAAUGUUAUUCUUGUCAUUAGUUUAUUAAUGUCAAUCACUGAAAAAUACAUAUUUAAAUAGUUACCUUUGCCAUAAGGCCUUUGUACAACAUACAAGCUAUAUUAAGCUACUUAUAAAAAUUUAUUAAGUAUAUCAUUCUCUUAUAUUUCUCUUGUAAUUUUGUAUUCAUCUGAAAUACUUUGAUUUUUUUAUAGAGUAAAUAGCUAUAGACUUAAAAAUAUUAUAAAAAUAGUAAUAGUAUUAGAGAGCAUUUUAUUCCCAUACCUCCAUUAGAUUUAUUAUAUUAUUUC
Messenger RNA from Nymphalis io (European peacock), 2487 nucleotides. It is a transcript of the gene Galk, whose product is annotated as N-acetylgalactosamine kinase. Bases 667 to 2130 code for a protein of 487 amino acids. NCBI's taxonomy places the organism in Eukaryota, Metazoa, Arthropoda, Insecta, Lepidoptera, Nymphalidae. Gene Ontology annotation, cellular component: cytosol; cytoplasm. The transcript has a single exon. The record is from RefSeq and is a predicted model, not a curated record. Gene Ontology annotation, molecular function: galactokinase activity; ATP binding. Gene Ontology annotation, biological process: carbohydrate phosphorylation; galactose metabolic process.